CUGUUGGCAUUGUUAGCAUCAGAGGCCUUUGGUAUGACUUUUCUCUGCACGCACUCCCUCUGGUGGUGAUCGGGAGAACGGCGAUUCUCCUUCAGACUUCAGAAGAAAAUGGCGGAAGGCGAACUGAAUGUUGACAGCAUCAUCUCUCGACUCUUGGAAGUGCGAGGAUGUCGUCCGGGGAAGAUCGUGCAGAUGACGGAGGCGGAGGUCCGGGGGCUGUGCAUCAAGUCCCGCGAGAUCUUCCUCAGCCAGCCCAUCCUGCUGGAGCUGGAGGCCCCCCUCAAGAUCUGCGGUGACAUCCACGGGCAGUACACGGACCUGCUGCGGCUCUUCGAGUACGGCGGCUUCCCCCCGGAGGCCAACUACCUGUUCCUGGGCGACUACGUGGACCGAGGCAAGCAGAGCCUGGAGACCAUCUGCCUGCUGCUGGCCUACAAGAUCAAGUACCCCGAGAACUUCUUCCUGCUGAGGGGCAACCACGAGUGCGCCUCCAUCAACCGCAUCUACGGCUUCUACGACGAGUGCAAGCGCCGGUUCAACAUCAAGCUGUGGAAGACCUUCACGGACUGCUUCAACUGCCUGCCCAUCGCCGCCAUCAUCGACGAGAAGAUCUUCUGCUGCCAUGGAGGUCUGUCUCCUGAUCUGCAGUCUAUGGAGCAAAUCCGCCGCAUCAUGCGGCCCACCGAUGUCCCUGAUACAGGCCUGCUGUGUGACCUGCUGUGGUCAGACCCAGAUAAGGACGUCCAGGGCUGGGGGGAGAACGACCGGGGCGUGUCCUUCACGUUCGGGGCCGACGUGGUCAGCAAGUUCCUAAACCGCCACGACCUGGACCUCAUCUGCAGAGCGCAUCAGGUGGUGGAAGAUGGGUACGAGUUUUUUGCCAAGCGACAGCUGGUGACGCUCUUCUCUGCUCCCAACUACUGCGGAGAGUUCGACAACGCUGGGGGCAUGAUGAGCGUGGACGAGUCCUUGAUGUGCUCCUUCCAGAUCUUGAAACCGUCAGAGAAGAAAGCCAAGUACCAGUAUGGGGGGGUGAAUUCGGGACGUCCAGUCACCCCGCCCCGCACUGCCCAAGCCCCCAAGAAGAGGUGAGCGGCUGGUGUGUCCUGCCGGCCCUCCCCCGAACCCCGCGACCCCCCUCCCCCCCCCCCCCCAUUGUACCCCUCUAACUACCCUUCUCUUCCGCCUGUAGGGGGCCCCCCGGCACCCCCUCUUCCACACUGACAACUUUCUUAUACACGUGUACAUAUAAAUUUUGCCGUGACCAAUAUCUUUUUUUUUUUUUCUUUCUUUCGGUUUUUUUUUUUCUUUUUUUGCUUGUUGGUAUUUUCAAUAUUAAUAUUAUUAGUUGGUCGGUUUUCCUGGCCCGUGUGUGUUUUGCUCAGAUUCUGGUAUUUUGAAGUGCGGCGAUAUGACACAGAUGACUGCGUGAGGGCAGCGCGUGAUGCGCCUGGUCGUGUUGGGACUCGGUUGCGACGUUUAGAGUGAGUGACACUUUUAGCCUGCUCUGCGCUGUCAGUGGAUUUGACUGGGGGAAUGUAAUUGCACUCGACUGGACUAAAGCAAAUUUCCAAAUGGAGAAACCCUAUUGAACUUAUUGUUUGUAGAACCAUGAAAAAGAUGAUAGCGCCCAUAUGUGCACAUUUAUAUACAGAUACUCCUUACAAAAAAAUACUGCAGGUACUGUGAAGUUAUGCUGUAGUGUAACUGAAGUAAAUUGCAGUUAAAAUGCAGUAUAAAAGAGCUCUACUUCAUGGAAACUGCACAAGAAUUAGGGCAACUGCAUUAUAACUGUAGUAAUAUCGCAAAUUUAAAAAAAAUAUGUCCAAAAUAUAUUGCAUAAUACUGCAGUAAUCAUUACGACUGCAGUUGAAUGGCGGUUGUUUUUUGAAAGGGACGUACACAGUUUUAGUACCCAGUGCAAUAGGUGGAACGUGUUCACACACAAAAGGGCUCUGUGUAACAGCACGAUCGUUACCGUUUGUGGGGCUUCGCCCCGCAUCGCUUAAGGCGUCCACGACAGACGCCCGUGAAGACGGGUCCUUUGGAGGCCCCUGUCUCAGCCAGCUGCCGCUGUAAAGGUCGUAUCAGUUGAAGGGAAGCAUUUGCGAGAGUCCCUCUGGAACCUUGCGGCCUACGCUGAGGGAACCUUGCUUUUUCGGUGUCUGUGAAUUUACGCCGAUGCUGGGUGUGGGGGGGGGGCAAUGGGCUUCGUCGGAACCGUUUAAAAGGUCAAAGGCGAACGAGGACGAUUGGCUGAGAUUACCCCACCGUGACCGGCACAAUCGUCCGGCCCAGUGCUUCCUCAUACAGCGACGGUGCAGCGACUAGAGGUCAAGGUUAGCCGUGUGUGUGUGUGUAUAUAUCAGAGGAAGAGGGGUGUCGUCUAGCUCGGAGUGCUUUAAGUUGUUUGUGGUGCCACCUGGUGGUAAUACUGCAUAAGUGAA
Molecule: messenger RNA, 2447 nt
Organism: Anguilla rostrata (American eel)
Lineage: Eukaryota; Metazoa; Chordata; Actinopteri; Anguilliformes; Anguillidae
Gene: ppp1cb
Product: protein phosphatase 1, catalytic subunit, beta isozyme
Exons: 8
Coding region: 109-1092 (327 amino acids)
Biological process (GO): regulation of circadian rhythm; circadian regulation of gene expression
Cellular component (GO): nucleus; cytoplasm
Molecular function (GO): protein serine/threonine phosphatase activity
Source: RefSeq, a predicted model, not a curated record